AGAAUCAACAUUGAUAUACAUUAUUGUGGAAUAAUACAAGUUAUUUUCCACAGAUUUAAUUAAUAAAUAUUUAUAUAAAAAGGGUCGGAGUAUUUUCACCUUCCAUAGAAGAUUAUAUUGGGCCCAAACAGUUUACUACCCGGCCCUCUCCAGCUGAGUUUGUAAAUUGCAACUCACUCGGGCAAUUGAAUUUUCUCAUUUUUCAUAAUCGCACGCACAUACGAAUUACGAUGCAAGAUUGGCACCUUCAUUUAUGUUAUUAUGCAAUCAACUAUCAAGACUGGUUAAAGAUGGCAUUUUGGCAAGAUGGUUCAGCAGGUUAUUGUUAAAUUACUUGAUUGUGUAAAUAUUCGUUCCCAAAUUUUUCGUCUCCACGAAGUUGGAUAUGUUAUGGACAGGAGUGGCGGCAGAGAGGUGCAAGGGGUUUUUGUUAUAUUAUAUAAAUAGGGUAAAAAUGACCUAUAUAUAUGUUGUUGAAUCUCGUUAGCAUAAGAUAUUUUUUUUGAAUUCCUGGCUCCAUGCACUCAAAAAUGAAUUGUUGGUUCAAAAUAUUGUUAUUAAAAAUUUAAGGCUUUGUUUCGAUGGCAGAACUGACAAUGGAAGGAGAAAAAGUAGCACUUUUCUUUGUUGCAUUUCUUUGCUUGAGUUAUGCUUAUGAGGUUUCAGUAUCUUGUAUGAUGGCUUAUGAUGAGGGUGGUGCUUCAGCAGUUUUUAACUCACCUGAAUGUCGUCCGUGGGAUUUUUCUGCUGCUAUUAAAAAUGGAACAGAUAAAUGCUUGGUAGCGACGCAUCAGGGGCGUAGGAAAUACCAAGAAGAUCGUAUUAGAUGCUAUCCUCGUGUUAUUGUUCCUGUUUUAGGUGAAGAUGGGGUGGGAGAAGCUAGUGUGGGUAUAGCGGCAGUGUUUGAUGGACACGGAGGCAAGGAAGCAAGUGAGAUGGCUUCUCAGAAGUUCUUUGAUUACUUUCUAUUGCACAUUGUUUUCAACACAUACAAGAAUCUCUUUUCACACAGUAAAGAGCAUCAAGAAGCAGGUCAAUAUAGCUUGAAAUUCAAAGUUGAUGAUGAGUCGACGCAUGGAAUCCUAGAGAAAGCCCUCUUGAGAACAAUCCAAGAUAUAGAUUCAGAGUUUACCCAGGAAGCUUUGAAGAAUGACUACAUUUCUGGAUCAACUGCAAUAGUUGUUCUUUGGAUGAAUGGGGAGAUAUUAGUUGGUAACCUGGGUGACUCAAAAGCAAUCGUAUGCUCGAGGAGAAGUCAUUUUGAUCAGGGAAAUGAAGGUGAUUUGGUCACAAGUCUUCAAGCUGAGGAACUAACAAAGGAUCACCAUCCUGAUAGGGAUGAUGAAAAGGCUAGAAUUGAAGCAGCUGGUGGGGUUGUCCUCUUUGUUGGCGUGCCUCGUGUCAAUGGUAUAUUAGCCGUCUCAAGGUCGAUUGGUGAUAUUCGUUUGAAAAGAUAUGGAGUUAUUGCUGAACCAGAGGUCACGGGUUGGAGACAUUUGUCAACUGAUGACUGGUAUGUGGUGAUAGGAUCCGAUGGCAUAUUUGAGAGUAGCAGCAGCCAGGAUGCCUGUGAUAUUUUAAGCGGAGGACAUGCCAAGACAUCUAUCGACUCGUCCUUCUGUCCAUCAUCAUCCUCUUUAGCAGACUGCAUUGUCCACAAUGCAUUUAGUAAAGGUAGCGGUGAUAACUUGUCUGUAAUUGUCAUUCCAUUGAGACAAGAAUCACCUUCACUGGAACACAAACACCACAUAUAAAAUGUUGUAUUCCUUGAAA
Molecule: messenger RNA, 1773 nt
Organism: Solanum dulcamara
Lineage: Eukaryota; Viridiplantae; Streptophyta; Magnoliopsida; Solanales; Solanaceae
Product: probable protein phosphatase 2C 51
Exons: 7
Coding region: 582-1754 (390 amino acids)
Biological process (GO): protein dephosphorylation
Cellular component (GO): cytosol; nucleus
Molecular function (GO): cation binding; protein serine/threonine phosphatase activity
Source: RefSeq, a predicted model, not a curated record